Molecule: messenger RNA, 1946 nt
Organism: Tupaia belangeri chinensis (Chinese tree shrew)
Lineage: Eukaryota; Metazoa; Chordata; Mammalia; Scandentia; Tupaiidae
Gene: EME1
Product: essential meiotic structure-specific endonuclease 1
Biological process (GO): double-strand break repair; replication fork processing; resolution of meiotic recombination intermediates
Cellular component (GO): Holliday junction resolvase complex; nucleus
Molecular function (GO): DNA binding; crossover junction DNA endonuclease activity
Source: RefSeq, a predicted model, not a curated record
GCGCGAGGAGUUGCAGGGAAUUAAUCCGAUAGCACAUUGAUGGCUCUGAAGAAACCAUCACUGGCACUGGAUUCCAGUGAGAGCGACUCUGAGGAGUUGCCAACAUUUGCCUUUCUGAGAAAGGAACCAUCUUCAACCAAGAGGAGACAGCCUCAGAGGGAGGAGAAGAUUAUAGUACUUGACAAUUCAGAUUCUGAGGCCUCUAGUCCUUUAUCCCCAGGGUUGAAAGAUCUACCACCUAUCCUAGACACAGCUGAAACCGCCCCACAGACAGAGCCAGUCAGGGUGCCAAGCAGCGAAAGUGAGGAUGAAGAAGAAUUCGUUCCUCUGGCUGAGAGGCUUACAUGUAAGUUCCUGACUCAUAAGCAGCUGAACUCUGAGGACUCUAACUCCCCAAUUAAUAGUGUUUUGGGUCAUCAAAAUAGUGAAGGAGCAUAUGACUGGAAAAAACAACCCUUUCUGAAAAUUCCUGAUGUUCCCCUCCAUGAUACCUCUGAGAGGAGUGCACAGAAUAACAAGGACCCUAUCUUGGACAAUCUGAGCCAUCAGCUCCCAGCCUACACAUCUACCUGCCCUAUCCAGAGCAACAGCUUGCCAGUAACCAAAACAAAUUCUGACAUCCUCCCACCUCGGAAGAGAACCAAGCAUGACCCAAAGGUCCAGGGAAGAGGAACACAGAGACACAGGCAGCAGGGACAAGCAUGCCAGAAGGGAAGCAUCCUGGGACAACAAGAAAAGCAGAAGGCAGCAGUGGUUAACAGGUUGAAAGCCCAGAGGCCAGACGAAUGCUUAAAGCGCAUCACAGUGGUGCUGGAUCCAGUACUUCUCCAGAUGGAGGGUGGGGGCCAGCUCCUUGGAGCUCUGCAGUCCAUGGAGUGCCGCUGUGUGAUUGAGUCACAGGCUGUGCCGUGCAGCAUCACUUGGAGAAGGACUGGAACACUCGAGGAUGAAGAGGAUUGGGUGGAGGAGCCGUCAGUCCUGGUGCUACUCUUGGCAGAGGUACUCCUGUCCAUGAUCUCCAGCUUAAAACAGGGGAGUCUGGACAGCGCUGAGAAAGGGAAAGGAACACUUCGGGGCUUUGUCACUGACAUCAUAGCAAAAACAGCAGGGAGAGCUCUGUCACUGGUGAUCGUGGAUCAGGAAAAAUACUUCAGUGCUCAGAAUCCUCCAACAAGGAGACAGGGAGCAGCAAAUAAGCAGGCCAAGAAGCAGCAGAAACAACCAGAGAUCAACACAGGGCCCGUGGUAUCCAGGGUAGAUGUGGAAGAGGCACUGGUGGAUCUGCAGUUACACACAGAAGCCCGGGCUCAAAUAGUGCAGACCUGGAAAGAGUUGGCUGACUUUGCAUGCUCGUUCACCAAGGCUGUGGCUGAGGCACCAUUCAAGAAGCUCCGAGAUCAAACCAGCUUCUCCUUCUGCCUGGAGAGUGACUGGGCUGGCGGGGGGGAGGGAGACCGCUCUGGCAGGGGACUCGCACUGGUCUGGAGGAGACAGAUCCAGCAGCUAAGCCUAGAAAUGGCCAGCGCCAUUGUGGAUGCCUAUCCUUCCCCGCGGCUUCUGGUACAGGCUUAUCAGCGCUGUUUUUCGGAGCAAGAACGCCAGAAUUUGCUAGCAGACAUACAGGUGCGCCGAGGGGAAGGUGUGACAUCCACCUCCCGCCGUGUUGGACCAGAGCUGUCCAGGCGGAUCUACCUUCAGAUGACUACUUUGCAGCCAGAUCUCUCUCUAGACAGUGCGGACUGAUGCUAGCCCUAAGGGCCAAGGACUAGAAGCAGGAGAUCCACAAAUACUCCACCUCUCACCCCUCCAGAACCUGACUGCAAUGGAAGCAUCUCCUGGGGUACAAGCCUGGGUAAGCUCCAGUCUUUCCUGGUUUCCAUUAUUUGCAAGCUUCCCUCCCUGUCAGCUCAGGGUAGAGGCUGAGACCCUUGCAUCCACCUUCAUGG